GGACUGCAGGGGGGUCACGUGUGUAUGAGAAAAUGACAUAAAGUUUCAGACCCCCUUGUGCUUUGCUCCAGAUACAGACAAUUCUUGUUCGGAUGGUGCCGAGCCGGGCCACAGCCUGGGGCGCGGAUGCCUGCCGGACCACCGCCCUCUCUCCCGGAGCGGCUCCUCCCCCGGGCUGCGCGGCUCCAGACAAGCCCCCAUCGGUGCGAGCGCCCAGCCUGGCUGGGGAGCUCAGAGGAAAAUGAGAGACUGCUUGGGCACCAACAAUAGUACCACGAGUCCCUGCACCGGUUAAAGCGAUCACCACAACCUGGGCAGGCAGCAAGGGCUCUGGGUUUGCAGAGAGCAGAAAUGACCAUGACUGCCAACAAGAAUUCCAGCAUCACCCACGGAGCUGGAGGCACUAAGGCCCCUCGGGGGACUCUGAGCAGGUCUCAGUCAGUCUCUCCACCUCCAGUUCUCUCCCCACCAAGGAGUCCCAUCUACCCGCUCAGUGAUAGUGAAACGUCGGCCUGCAGGUACCCGAGCCGCUCCAGCUCCCGGCUGCUCCUCAAGGACUGGCACCCCCGUGAUCUUUUACCCCCAAAUCCUCAAGCUCCCUCCCCAGGCACUUCACCCGUCUGUCCCCUCAAGGCCACCAACUUCAGUUAUUCGGACCGAAGCCCUUCAGUGUGCAAGAGAGAGGACCAGAAGGAGAACGUCCAAGGGGAAGGCCAGGAUGUAGAGGGAGUAGCUGCUUGCCUCCCUCUUGCCCAGAGCACCCCAUCCUUAGGGACAACAGCUGGCCCACGGAGCUUCUUUUUGAACCGCACUGGCAGCCGUGCCCACAGCCUGGGCAUCCGAGAGAAGAUUUCAGCAUGGGAGGGGCGCCGAGAGGCUUCGCCCAGGAUGAGCAUGUGCGGGGAGAAGCGGGAGGGCUCUGGGGGCGAGUGGGCGCUCAGUGAGGGCUGUCCCAGCGUGGCGCCAUCCCCCUGCGGCUCAGAAAAAGCCUUCGAUUUCAAGGGCCUCCGGAGGAUGAGCAGGACCUUCUCAGAGUGCUCCUACCCUGAGACCGAGGAGGAGGGAGAGGCGCUCCCUGUCCGGGACUCUUUCUAUCGGCCGGAGAGACGGGCAGGCCGGAGUGAGCCCAGCGCCUUCCUCAGGGGGCAUGGCAGCAGGAGAGAGAGCUCAGCAGUGCUGAGUCGGAUCCAGAAAAUCGAACAGGCCCUGAAGGAGCAGCCAGGCCGGGGACUCCCCCAGCUCCCCAGCAGCUGCUAUAGUGUAGACCGAGGGAGAAGGAAGACUGGGACCUUGGGCACGUUGGAGGAACCGACAGGGAGCACGAGUGUGAGCACUGGCAGCCGGGCAGGAGGAGUGGCUGGAAUUGGGGGGGAGGCAGGCCCACCCCUGGAGAGGGAAGGCAGUGACUCCACUAAGCCAGGGACCCCUGGAAAUAGCCCGAGCUCCCAGCUGCUGCCGUCAAAGAGCUCCCCUGAUCCCGCUGUGAACCCUGUCCCCAAACCCAAGCGCACCUUUGAAUAUGAGGCUGACAAGAACCCCAAGAGUAAGCCAAGCAAUGGUCUACCUCCUUCGCCCACACCUGCUGCUCCACCCCCCCUGCCCUCUACCCCCGCCCCACCAGUCACCCGGAGACCCAAGAAGGACAUACGUGGUCACCGCAAAUCCCAGAGCAGAAAAUCCUUUGAGUUUGAGGAUGCAUCCAGUCUCCAGUCCCUGUACCCCUCUUCUCCCACUGAGAACGGUACUGAGAGCCAACCCAAGUUUGGAUCCAAAAGCACUUUAGAAGAGAACGCCUAUGAAGAUAUUGUGGGAGAUCUGCCCAAGGAGAAUCCAUAUGAGGAUGUGGACUUAAAGAGCCGAAGAGCAGGACGAAAAUCCCAGCAACUGUCUGAAAACUCCUUGGACUCUUUGCACAGGAUGUGGGGUCCUCAGGACAGGAAGUACAACAACCCACCCACUCAGCUCUCCCUGAAACCCAGCAGCCAGUCCCUGCGCAGUGGGAACUGGUCAGAAAGGAAGAGCCACCGGCUGCCGCGAUUACCCAAGAGGCACAGCCAUGACGACAUGCUGCUGCUGGCUCAGCUGAGCCUGCCGUCUUCACCCUCCAGCCUCAAUGAGGACAGCCUCAGCACCACCAGUGAGCUGCUGUCCAGCCGCAGGGCCCGCCGCAUUCCUAAGCUUGUCCAAAGAAUUAACUCCAUCUACAAUGCCAAGAGGGGAAAGAAGAGGUUAAAAAAACUGUCUAUGUCCAGCAUUGAGACAGCAUCACUGAGAGAUGAGAAUAGUGAGAGCGAGAGCGACUCUGACGACAGGUUCAAAGCCCACACGCAGCGCCUGGUCCACAUCCAGUCAAUGCUGAAACGCGCACCCAGCUAUCGGACUCUGGAGCUGGAACUGCUUGAGUGGCAGGAGCGGGAGCUUUUCGAGUACUUUGUGGUGGUGUCCCUCAAGAAGAAGCCAUCUCGAAAUACCUACCUCCCUGAAGUCUCCUACCAGUUUCCCAAGCUGGACCGACCCACCAAGCAGAUGCGGGAGGCAGAGGAGAGGCUCAAGGCCAUUCCCCAGUUUUGCUUCCCUGAUGCCAAGGACUGGCUUCCAGUGUCUGAGUACAGUAGUGAGACUUUCUCUUUCAUGCUGACUGGGGAAGAUGGCAGCAGACGCUUUGGCUACUGCAGGCGCUUACUGCCGAGUGGGAAAGGGCCUCGGUUGCCAGAGGUAUACUGUGUCAUCAGCCGCCUUGGCUGCUUCGGCUUGUUUUCCAAGGUCUUAGAUGAGGUGGAGCGCCGGCGUGGGAUCUCUGCUGCCUUGGUCUAUCCCUUCAUGAGAAGUCUCAUGGAGUCACCCUUCCCUGCCCCGGGGAAGACCAUCAAAGUGAAGACGUUUCUUCCAGGUGCUGGCAACGAGGUGUUAGAGCUUCGGCGGCCCAUGGAUUCCCGGCUGGAGCACGUGGACUUCGAGUGCCUCUUCACCUGCCUCAGCGUGCGCCAGCUCAUCCGAAUCUUCGCCUCGCUACUGCUGGAGCGCCGAGUCAUUUUUGUGGCAGAUAAGCUCAGUACACUCUCCAGCUGCUCCCAUGCCGUGGUGGCCUUGCUCUACCCCUUCUCCUGGCAGCACACCUUCAUUCCUGUCCUUCCGGCCUCCAUGAUUGACAUCGUCUGCUGUCCCACACCCUUCCUGGUUGGCCUGCUCUCCAGCUCCCUCCCCAAACUGAAGGAGCUGCCCGUGGAGGAGGCACUGAUGGUGAAUCUGGGAUCCGACCGAUUCAUCCGACAGAUGGAUGAUGAGGACACGCUGUUACCAAGGAAGUUACAGGCGGCUCUGGAGCAGGCUCUGGAGAGGAAGAAUGAACUGAUCUCCCAGGACUCUGACAGCGACUCUGAUGAUGAAUGUAAUACCCUCAAUGGGCUCGUGUCAGAGGUGUUUAUCCGGUUCUUUGUGGAGACUGUCGGGCACUACUCCCUCUUCCUGACUCAGAGCGAGAAGGGAGAGAGGGCCUUUCAGCGAGAGGCCUUCCGCAAGUCUGUGGCCUCCAAGAGCAUCCGUCGUUUUCUUGAGGUUUUUAUGGAGUCUCAGAUGUUUGCCGGCUUCAUCCAAGACAGGGAGCUAAGAAAGUGUCGGGCAAAGGGCCUCUUUGAGCAGCGAGUGGAGCAGUAUUUAGAGGAACUCCCAGACACUGAGCAGAGUGGGAUGAAUAAGUUUCUCCGAGGUUUGGGCAACAAAAUGAAGUUCCUCCACAAGAAGAAUUAAGCCCCUUUCCCAGUAACGGAGCCCAGUGCCUUGCCAUGCCUGGAGCCUGGGGAGGGGGCCAGCUUGGAACCUUCUGGGCUGCUGUGGCUACUCCGCCCCCACAGACCCUGCCCUCCAAGCCAGCCCACCUCUGCCUUCACAAUAUCCCAGGAUACUGUUUGUAAAUAAUCUGCUGUAAGCUUUCUUAUCUCUUUUUGUAACAAGCAAAGAGAAUCUGGUAAAUAUUUGUAUAUUCCCAAGGGGCUGGGUGCUGGCGACUGGCCAAUUAUGUGCAGCUGACUGUCUCAGCCGAACCACUGAUCUUCCCCUGGAGGCUCCAGGCCUGCCUGCCUGAGGCCCCUGCUGCCAGUCUUGGGCCCUGGAGAGCAGAUGCUGUCUUGUUAUGUACAGGAGGACUAUUUUUUUUUUUUUUAUUAAUCUUAGAGUUUCUAUUUUUUUUCCAGUACUCCCCCUCCCCUAACCCUCCGUUUUUGAAAGGCAAAGGCCAAUCAAUUCCCAUUUGCAGCGUGGUACCAGACUCUCGGGCCUGGCCCUCUCUUGUUCCUCCCACCUUUGUGAUGAUGGUCAGUGAGUCACGGGAAGCCCACCCCCCACCCCCGGCUGUUCCAGUGCUCUCCAGGCCCAGCUCGCAGUCCGUGGUGGCCACGAUGCGGUACAGGGCAUCCCUCCUUCCCACCAUCUACGGGUGUUCUCAAUAAACAGUGUACAGUUGUUUGGGCCCAGAGCCCUACGUGUUC
Messenger RNA from Mustela erminea (ermine), 4484 nucleotides. RefSeq names its product DENN domain containing 2B (gene DENND2B). Gene Ontology annotation, biological process: positive regulation of ERK1 and ERK2 cascade. The transcript has 22 exons. The coding region runs from base 352 to 3747 and encodes 1131 amino acids. The record is from RefSeq and is a predicted model, not a curated record. NCBI's taxonomy places the organism in Eukaryota, Metazoa, Chordata, Mammalia, Carnivora, Mustelidae.